Messenger RNA from Cooperia oncophora, 774 nucleotides. Lineage: Eukaryota; Metazoa; Nematoda; Chromadorea; Rhabditida; Trichostrongylidae. The record is from the annotation of a GenBank genome assembly.
AUGCUAGAAAAAUAUCCACAAAUCAAGGAUCUGUUUGGACAAGAUCCAGCGUUCAAAGUGGUCGUGAUAUGUAUGGUACUGGCACAGAUUGGUUUUGCUUGGCUGCUCAGAGAUGCUGAUUGGUUGCUAAUUGCUUUGCAAAUUUACUUUGUAUCUGGAACGUUCAAUCAUGCACUCACAUUGGCUGUGCAUGAGAUCAGUCAUAACCAAGCCUUUGGUACAUCUCGUCCUCUUGCAAAUCGGUUAUUUGGUUUUAUUGCCAAUCUUCCGAUGGGUAUUCCAAUGUCAGUUUCCUUCAAGAAGUAUCAUAUUGAGCAUCACAGGAACCUUGGAGAAGAUAUCAUUGAUACUGAUGUGCCAACAGAGUGGGAAGCUAGAACGUUCUGUACCACGUUCGGGAAAGUGACGUGGAUGUUUUUGCAACCCAUAUUUUACGGUCUCCGCCCAUUGGUGAUCUAUCCAAAAUCGAUGACGGAUCUGGAACUGAUCAAUAUUGCACUACAACUGAGUUUCGAUUAUUUCAUCUACACCUAUUUCGGUGUCAAGUCGUUUGUAUAUCUAUUUGGUGGUCUCGUCUUUGGCCUGGGUUUACACCCUCUUGCGGGUCACUUCGUCUCCGAACACUAUGUGUUCAAUCCUCCUCAAGAAACGUACAGUUAUUAUGGGCCCAUAAAUCUUGUGACGUUCAACGUUGGUUAUCAUGUAGAGCACCACGAUUUCCCAUUUGUCUCAGGAGCAAAUUUACCAAAGGUGAGUGAAUUUGUUAGCGACUAG